This is a messenger RNA of Caenorhabditis angaria, 1812 nucleotides long. The record is from the annotation of a GenBank genome assembly. NCBI's taxonomy places the organism in Eukaryota, Metazoa, Nematoda, Chromadorea, Rhabditida, Rhabditidae.
AUGGUAUUGAUUGCCGCUGGAGUGUUCUCGAAAUCGGGGAAAGCCUUGGUUGCUCGUCAAUUUGUGACUGAUAUGACACGCGCAAGAUUGGAAGGAUUAUUGGAUGCUUUUCCAAAAUUGAUUGGAAAUGACAAAGAUGCGCUUACUCGUCAACAUACUUUUGUUGAAACCGAAUCAGUCAGAUAUGUCUAUCAUCCAUUGGACAAUAUUUAUGUCGUUUUGAUCACAACUCGCAAUUCAAAUAUUUUGGAAGAUUUGGAAACUUUGCGUCUUUUCUCGCGAGUUAUUCCAGAAUAUUGUCGCUCCAAUGACGAGAAGGAAAUCCUUGCUCAUGAUUUCGAUUUGAUUUUCGCUUUUGACGAAGUCGUCACUUUGGGAUAUCGAGAGAGUGUCAAUUUGGCGCAGAUUCGUACUUUCACCGAAAUGGAUUCGCAUGAAGAAAGAGUUUUCAUGCAAAUCAAGGAAGCGCAAGAAAAAGCAGCGAAACAAGCAAUGGCUGAAAAAGCCAAAGAACUCAAAAGAGCUCAAAAAGAAGCUCUUAGUCGUGGACUCAAACCAAGUAAGCCAAUUUUUCUUCGAGAUCAAUACUAUUAAUCUGAUUUUCAGAUUAUGCAAAUGUCCAAGCUUUAUCAUCGCUUUCAUCGUCUUCUGCACCAUCCGCUGUUGCUGAGCCAAUUGUAUCUCGGCCAAGUCAACCAGCUCCACGAGGACCAGUUGGUGGAGGAAAGGCUUUGAAAUUGGGAGGAAAAACUAAUGAUGAAGAUGCUUUCUUGAAUCAAUUGAGACAACAAGGACAAACUAUCACACCAGUUGCUAAAGCUGUGAGUUUGUUUUUCGUUAUUGCGAAACAUUGAGUUUGAAUUUGAAAAAAUUAUAGGGUCUUGGAUCAUCAUCUUCUUCUGCAAACCCAACUCCAGCCGCUCCACGAGUAAAACGUGAAGCAGUUCAUGUCAGAACUGAUGAAAAGAUAAAUGCUCGUGUCAGUCGAGAUGGUGGUCUUGAAUCUGGAGAAGUUCUCGCUACAGUUUCACUUUCUGUCGCCUCUCCAGACUUGAAUUCAGUUUCGGUGCAAAUGUCCAAUCAAGCGCCAGCUGGUGGAGCUCAAUUACAAGUUCAUCCAAAUCUUGACAAGAAAGAAUGGCAAACAUCGUCGAUUUUGAAAUUGAAAUCAAAUGGAAAACCCUAUCCAGUGAAUAAUGAUGUUGGAAUAUUGAAAUGGAAGCAAGUUCUAACUGAGGAAGAACAAUUGCCAAUUUCGUGUAAGUUAUGAUAUUUAUAUUGAUUGAUUUUUUUUUAAAUUUUCAGUGAAUUGCUGGCCUCAAGAAUCUUCCGAUGGUUGCCAAGUAAAUAUUGAAUAUACACUCCAAAGAGAAGAUAUUUCUCUUCAAAAUGUUCGAAUUGUAGUUCCACUUCCGUAUGUUUUUAUUUUCUUAUUAAAAAACAAUACAUUCAAUUAUUUUUGUAGAACCUCAACCGCUCCAGUUGUCAGUGAAUGUGAAGGAAGUUAUGAAUAUCAAAAAACUAGAAAUAUUCUUCUUUGGACGUUGCCAGUUAUCGAUUCGUCAAAUUCCACAGGAACUCUUGAGUUUUCUGUUCCAAAUGGACAUUCUGAUCAUUUCUUCCCGGUUCAAGUUGGAUUCCAAUCAGAAAAUCUAUUUGUUCCAAUCACCGUAUGUUUUUUUUGUUGAUUAUUGCUCAUAUUAAUUCAAAAUAAAUACAUUUCAGGUAACCGAUGUGAUAAAGCAAGAUGGAUCAGCGGUUCAAUAUUCUGUGGAAACUUCCUUCAAUUCAGAAAACUUUGAAAUUAUUUAA